Messenger RNA from Lecanosticta acicola, 735 nucleotides. NCBI's taxonomy places the organism in Eukaryota, Fungi, Ascomycota, Dothideomycetes, Mycosphaerellales, Mycosphaerellaceae. The record is from the annotation of a GenBank genome assembly.
AUGGGCAUCGCGAUGAAAAGAAAGGCCGACGACACCUUCAACAAUGCUUCGCCGGGCCGGAGAUUGAAAGCGCCUUGCUUCAAUGUUCCAUCUCAAUGGCCGCCAUCUUACGAAGACAACACUGGAAUGCAAGACAUGAUGACGUCGCCGCCUCCUACGCGACGCCAAAGCCUGUUCGAGGGAGACUGGGACAUCAACGGAAACAGUGUCUCAACAGCGAGCGAGAACUCGGGAAACGGAAGAUCUGGAUCCGGAAUGGACGUCGACAUGGGCUCUCCGGGUCAACUAUGCAAUCGCUCCCCCAUCCAAGGCUUGUUAUCCGCUCAGCGAAUAUGGAGAUCAUUAUGCUCGGACGAGUCGAACGUGGGCAGGAAAGCGAAACGCGAAGUCUGCCAAUUGGCCUGGAUGGAGUAUCUGAACGAAGUGGCACAGUCCCAUCCGCAACGCGUGGUGCCGAGAGAGCAGUAUGAUGCUGCACAGCAUGAAGUCGAACGUUUGAGGGAGAGCGUGGCGCAUUUGACCCAGGAAUUGGACGAUUCGAAGGCGAGAAUAUCUCAAUUAGAGACACAGCAGUCCCAGCACUCCUUUCAACAACAGCAUCAGCAACCUGUCUCAACGCCGACCGGACGGUAUGAAGGCGCGGCGCUGGCAACCUCGUUUCAGCAACGCCAUCCACCGUCGCAACCGCAACAGGCUGUCUUCUUCACUCCCCAUCAAUAUGUUCCGGUGCCUUGA